Messenger RNA from Eruca vesicaria subsp. sativa (arugula), 918 nucleotides. NCBI's taxonomy places the organism in Eukaryota, Viridiplantae, Streptophyta, Magnoliopsida, Brassicales, Brassicaceae. The record is from the annotation of a GenBank genome assembly.
AUGUCUUCAGCCCCAAACGGAUUCAACCAUUAUGUUGAUGAUACUACAGAAUAUCAUGGUUUUGUUCCCAACUUCAAGAAUCAUAAUUCCAAAACAGCUAAAUCGAUGUUCACGGCCUCUGGUCACGUGAACCAUAGAGGUUUAUUCUCUUCAUCUCCUUCUUUUUCUUGCUACCAAAAUUCACAUGUCUCUUCUUCUUUUGGAUUGAAAACUUCACAUAUGAAGAGAGAAAGUGAUUUUGCUCUUGGUGCUGCUUUUUUUCCUGUUACAAAUAAUCCUCAAUUUUCUCAAGUCUCUUUCACCCAAACAAUUAGAAAUAGGUAUUAUGCUAUUUUUCCUACCAAUCAUAUUCCCAAUAUCCAAAAUGAUAUUGCACAUAUUCAACAUGGCAUGGAUUUUAGCACCAAUAUGUUGAAUCGUUCUACAUUUCAUCCUCCAGCGUUUCUUGAUAAGAAUUAUGGGAUCUUGAACCCUAAACCUUUGAAUGUCAUCCCUGACCAAAACUCUGCUUAUCGUCAGCAUCUGGACAUGUUUUAUUUGUCAUCAAAGCAUAAUCAUGACCUACAUGUUCAACAAUAUGGUCAAUCGUCAAGGAAAUGCCUUAAACCAACCAAACCUCAUGAAACAUGUAAUUAUUAUUACAAUCAUAAUAAAGGAAAGAGAAGUGAAGAUGUUCAAUAUGAUGGUCGGACACAUAGUUUGCCAUAUGAGAAAUACGGUCCAUAUACAUGUCCCAAGUGCAAUGGUGUGUUUGACACUUCACAGAAAUUUGCUGCACAUAUGUCAUCUCACUACAAGAAUGAGACGAACGAAGAAAGAGAUGAGAGGUAUCAUGCAAGGAUUAAAAAUAAAUAUCGCAAACUAAGCAACGAUAUCCAUGGUGGAUCUAAGAAGAUAAAACUGGAGGAGAUGGAUUAA